UCAAAAAAAAAAAAAAAAAAAAGCCUCUAUUCCAUUCCAGAAGAUCACAGCAGAUAUGCAAAAAAUAAAAAGCCUUCAGAGUCUUCCUGUGAAACUCAAAGUCCACUGUUAUCACAGCCUGCCUGGCCUUCUGUGGCUCUUUGUCCUGGCCCAUUGCUGUCCUCCUGCUCCCAUUCUAGCCAGACGGCCUUGACUGUACCCUCGGGCCUCCUCUCUACCUGCAUGGCAUUGCCUGCCUCCAGGCUAUUAAUGGCUGCCCUCACUUCAUUCAGAAAAAGAUCUAGAGCAUCUUUCUAAAAUACCCACCCCUUCCUUCUAGAAGUCUGUAUCUUCUUAACUUGAGUUAGUUUUCCUCAUAGCAACUGUUUCCUAAUAAUAAAUGUUAUGUUUGUUUUUCUUGUUGGUCUGUCUACUCUGGCUAAGAACAGGCUCCCUGAGGUCAGGGGCUUUCUCUGUUUGGUUCACUGAUGUGUCCUUGACAUCUGGUAGGUGCUCAUGGACUAUCUAGGAAUGAAUGAAUAAAUCAGAUUUUCCUGCUACCCCACAAAUAAAGCAAAAAUAUAGAAAUAAAUGGAAUAAUGAGGCUGAUUAAAAAGCUUGGGCUCAGGGGUCAGACUUGGGCAAGUGGCCUAAGGUCACCCCCUAGUAAGUGGACGUAGCGUGGGGUCUCUAAAUACAGAGCAUCUUUGGGUUGCUGCAGGGGCCGGCAUUGACUGCCGUGUGAGUCAUUUCUUCUUUUUCCUUCAUCAGGUACAUUGUUCCUCUGAAAAGCAUUGUCCAGGUCAGAAUGACAGGAAUCUCUCUGUGCAGACCGCUGUCUGUGGGACCUUUGAAGACAGUCAAAUAGUGUUCAAUUCUAUAGGGGUCUUCUCUGGAUCGAGCAAUGGUGGUGAAAAAUGUUUCGCAAAGGCAAAAAACGACACAGUAGUAGCAGUUCCCAAAGUAGUGAAAUCAGUACUAAGAGCAAGUCUGUAGAUUCUAGCCUUGGGGGUCUUUCACGAUCCAGCACUGUGGCCAGCCUCGACACAGAUUCCACCAAAAGCUCAGGACAAAGCAACAGCAAUUCAGAUACCUGUGCAGAAUUUCGAAUAAAAUAUGUUGGUGCCAUUGAAAAACUGAAACUCUCUGAGGGAAAAGGUCUCGAAGGACCCUUGGACCUGAUAAAUUAUAUAGAUGUUGCUCAGCAAGAUGGAAAGUUGCCUUUUGUUCCUCCGGAGGAAGAAUUUAUUAUGGGAGUUUCCAAGUAUGGCAUAAAAGUAUCAACAUCAGAUCAAUAUGAUGUUUUGCACAGGCAUGCUCUCUACUUAAUAAUCCGGAUGGUGUGUUACGAUGAUGGUCUGGGGGCAGGAAAAAGUUUACUGGCUCUGAAGACCACAGAUGCAAGCAAUGAAGAAUACAGCCUGUGGGUUUAUCAGUGCAACAGCUUGGAACAAGCACAAGCCAUUUGCAAGGUUUUAUCCACUGCUUUUGACUCUGUAUUAACAUCUGAGAAACCCUGAAUCCUGCCAUCAGGUGGAAGUCAACUUCAUCUGAAACUUCAGUUGUUUUCAAUCUGCAAUACUGAACCGUUAGGGAAAUAAUGAAGUCAUCCCUUGCUCUGGAUUUUCUGAAGAAAAUGCAUUGUGUAAAAUGCUGAUCAUUUGUUUAUUAAAAUGUGUCACAUUACACGGUGAGUUAACUCUC
This is a messenger RNA of Saimiri boliviensis boliviensis (Bolivian squirrel monkey), 1683 nucleotides long. RefSeq names its product integrin subunit beta 1 binding protein 1 (gene ITGB1BP1). Gene Ontology annotation, biological process: negative regulation of focal adhesion assembly; negative regulation of substrate adhesion-dependent cell spreading. Lineage: Eukaryota; Metazoa; Chordata; Mammalia; Primates; Cebidae. The record is from RefSeq and is a predicted model, not a curated record. Gene Ontology annotation, cellular component: cytoskeleton; lamellipodium; ruffle. Gene Ontology annotation, molecular function: integrin binding.